GCCGGGCUCUCACACUGCGCUCAGUCCGCGUCUGUCCGCUGCUGAUGAAAGGAGCUGAGAGGAGGUGUUAAAGCCGGCCAGCGCUGAACACAACCCGGGACGGACACAUCUGAGUAAUGCGGUCUUUCUCGGUGCGUUCAUUUACGGUGGCACCAUCCGCGGAAUAACGGCGCCGAACGCGUGGAUACAGUGGAUGUACCGGUAGAGCUGCUGAAGGAACGAUGGUGUGGACGUUUUUUGUACGUUACGGCGGAUGACGUCCGAAAAUGGACACGGAUUAUCAUAAGCAACGACCGAGUCCUCGACCCAAGAUACAAAGCCGUCUGACCAUUACAGUGCGCUCAACCCUCAUGUCAAGACCUUGUCUGUCUUCCCGAGGUCCAAAACCUCCCGUCGCCCCCAAACCAAGACUAUCUACAGAACAAGAGGAUGAACACAACCAAAGCAUUGUUAGCAAUGGAGACAUAGUGUCUUCUGAUAGGCUGGAACUGGAGCAGGACAGCGAAUCAGAGGCUACGCAGGAUGAAGCUGACACGCCCAUAGAGAACUCUGUGGAGGAGCUUGCCGAGGAGUCAUUUAAUGUUGCAGAGGAACAAGUGGAGGCAAACCCCAACACCAGUGAUGGUAUUUCUGAUAAAGAUGUGAAAGGAGACUUAGACAUGAGGGUAGAAGAAACAGAUGAGAUAGCAGAGUCAGAGGAGGAGGAGAGAGAGAAUAUCACUGAAGCAAAUAAUGCAGGCUUGAAUGACGUCCAAGGAUUUAUUGUAACUACCGUUUCAGAUUCUGUAGACUACAUCAAAGACACCAGUGAUGUGGAGCCACCGCAGGGCACAGGUGAUCUUGAUGAUACAGCAGAUGACCCUGCUGAAUAUUCUGAGAAAGAGACUCUUACAGAAGAUCAAACAGAAGAUGAAUCAGAGGUCAAUAACAAUACACCCAGUCCUUACGAAGAAAUUGAGGAAUCAACAUUAAACCAGGGCACAUAUGCUGAGAUAGAUAAUGCUGAAGAUGUGACAUCAGAUCCUUUUGAUGAUAUAGAAGAGCCUUAUUUUAAUGAAAGAGAGUCCUUUCUCAUUGAGCCCCCACCAGAGUGUGACAAUGAGCCAUGCGAAGAGGUCACAAAUCCAAGUGUAGAGUGUGCACUUAGUGAGGCAACUGAGGACACAACUAAUACAGAGGCUGGAUUUUCCUCACAACCUAUGAAUGGCAGCCAGCCCUCCCUGUGCGAGGAAUACCCUUAUGAUGUUAUCGGAUCACUAGAUGACACCGAUUCAUGGCAGCCGGAACGCGCCACAAAAGACCCUUCAGGGCGGUUCAGAUUCUCAGAGGAAGUAGAGGAUGCAUAUGAGCCUUAUUCGGUCAUAGAGGUGGUGCCUGCUGAUCUCAUGAGCACCUCAGACCCUGAGGCAGACUGCACAGAUGAGGAAUGCAGUGAUAAGAAAGUAAAGGUUACUGAGACAGAGACGGCAAUCACUUCCAGCCAAGAGCCUUUUUACAUCUCAUCAGAUGAUGUGGCAGAACUAGAGGAGCAACAGGCGCAGUUAGGGGAAAGCAUUCCAUCAACCUCUGAACCCUCAGAGCAGCAGGAUACGAAAGUGGACGAGUAUGCGGACAUAGACGACUCUCUGUGCCAGGAUAGAGAUGAUCAGCAGCUAGAAUGUGUGUCAUCUGAGGAUUAUGUGGAGAUAGGGGAUGAAGACGAGCCUGUGGACAUGGAGCGAAAAACUAAAGGGAAAAGUGCAAAGGAGCGCUCAGCCAGGCGCAGCCAAGGCUAUGUGAGCCAAAGAAAUAGCUGCCAACCACGCCUUAGACUUUGCAACAUCACGGUGCCAGCUGACCUAGACCUGGGCAUGACACCUGAGCUAACGAACCGUGUGGUAUUUGCCCAUACCACAGAGGCAUUUGAAGAGGAUAUAGAAGACCUUGACUGCCAUAUAGUGCCUUUCUUUGAGGACUCAGACUCAGACAGUGACGAGCACAUUUAUGAAGAGGCAGGCUUCGACUCAGAAGGGGAGAACUUUAUCUCUCUGGACAGGAAAACCAUUGUGACCCGCUCACGUUCGCUCUCUGGGAAAGUACCCGGAUAUGUCCCUGAGACUGUUCCCGAGGAGACAGGCAAUGAAUCCCAGUCUCACGACUACUACACCGUGACCUUGGACCAAAAUGGAGAUCUACUAAAUCCUUCAGAUAACUCGGAGGUCAAUCGAAUGAUUCCUUCGAUGAAGUCGAGACGUUUUCUUUUCUAUCCGCGAUCGUAUUCUGUGGAGGGUCGAGAUGUGGAUAGCCUGUCUGCAUAUUUGGGAGGUGACUCACCUCAGGUGGAAAACAAAGUGAAAAGGAAAGAUGACACUCUCUCACUGCCUUGUGUCAUUACCUCUUCUGGAAGCUUUUCUCAAAGAAGCCACCAGUCUUCCAGUGGUGUGUCUACACCUACAUCUCUAGUUGACAUACCACCACCCUUUGAGCUGGCUUACAUCACUAAGAGACCUGUCACUAAAAGCUCCCCAUCUCUCCUUAUUCAACAUGAUUCCAGUGACAAGCCAAAAAAGAAGAAGACAUCUUUCAAGCGUUUUCUAGCCCUGAAGUUUAAAAGAAAAACUGAUAGCAAAGCACAUGGAGAUGGCAGUGUCCGUUCCUCCAGAUCAUCAUCGGAAUCCAGCCAUCAUGGGCCAGUUCGGGUUAUAGAGCUCGACCGGAGAAGUACCAACAGCUCUCCUCAGCUUCAGUCUAGGAUUGUAAAAUCACAGCGUACCUCAGACUUUCCCGCUACCUUUGUGGUUUACAAAGACAGGCAAAAGAGGAACGGUCUCCCUAAGGCUUAUGGCAAUAGAGGCAUCUCCAGAGUUGAGUCUUUUGAAGACCGCUCUCGCCCUCCCUUUAUGCCUCUCCCACUCACCAAGCCUCGAUCCAUCUCCUUUCCAAGUGCCGAUACAUCAGACUAUGAAAAUAUCCCAGCUAUGAGUUCAGACUAUGAGAAUAUUCAGAUUCCUCCAGGAAGACCCACUCGGUCAGUCACCAUCACAGAAUUCUUCGAUGACCACAAUCGGACAACAGCUGCUAAUGAGAAUGACGGUUACGUGGACAUGAACAGCUUUGCAGGAAUAGAGAACAAGACCAACACACAAGACCAGGAGGCUGAGAGUGCCUACACAGAGCCGUUCCCAAUGUGUCCUGCUCCUGCAUCUCUCUCUGCUGAAGAAGACCAUGGGCGCACAUCUGAGGAAGAGGAGGGCUGUGGUGAUCACAGCUACGAUAAACAGAUUGAUGGCAGAUCCAGAGCGUACUAUGUAGCCAAAGAGCUGCUGGAUUCAGAACGAGAGCAUCUGAAGACACUGAAACUACUUCAAGAGGACUUCCGGGAAGCAGUGGAAGAAGCUGUAGGUGAUGAUGGUGAGCCCGUGCUGGAGGAGGGCAGACUGGGGGAGAUCCUCAGCACUCUGCCUCAGGCCUAUCAGCUCCACUUGCACAUCUUCACUGAGCUGGACACCAAGAUCAAACAGUGGGAGGACAGCCCGAGGGUGGUAGGGGUCUUUCUGACAUCCCGGGAGGAGUUUGGGGUCUUCACAACCUACAUCAAUGAGUAUGACCGCAACAUGGCACUCCUGGAAGAGAGCUGUAGGCGGAGCCAAGCCUUUGCCGACAUCGUCAAACGCUUUGAGCAGCAGAAUGCCGAAGGUGUGCAGGUUCCUGUGAAACACCAGAUGCUGCAGGUCAUUGUGCGUGUGCUCCAGUAUCGCAUGCUGCUCACAGAUUACUUAAACAACCUCUCCCCUGACUCCAAAGAGUAUGAAGACACUCAAGCCGCUCUGGUGAUUGUGUCAGAGAUUGCAGACCAGGCCAAUGACAGCCUCAAAGAAGGGGAGAAUCUGCUGCGUCUGGUCCACAUCGAGUCCAGUGUGAAGGGGAAGAGGGCUCUGCUCCAGCCAGGACGAGUUUUUGUGAAAGAGGGCACUCUGAUGAAGGUCUCCCAUAAAAGCAGACAGCCUCGACACCUGUUCUUGAUGAACGAUGUGAUGCUGUACACCUACCCUCAGCAGGACGGGAAGUAUAGGCUGAAGAAUACUCUCUCUCUCAGUGGCAUGAAGGUCAGUAAGCCAGUCAUAGACAAUGUGCUCAACACACUCAGGAUAGAGGUCAAUGAUGUGACCAUCACCCUCUCAGCCAGUUCUCUGGCAGAGAGAGAGGACUGGUUCCACACUCUGAGCAGAGCUAUAGCUGACCAUGCAGCCGGCCUCAACACAUUCAGCUCCUCCAGUGAGGCGAGGGAGAAGCUGUGGAUGUCUCUGGGCGAAGCGGCUCCAGUGCUGGUGCCCAUCUCCCAUGCCAUGAUGUGCAUGAACUGUGCCUCAGACUUCAGCCUGACGCUGCGCAGACACCACUGUAACGCCUGCGGAAAGGUGGUGUGCCGUGCCUGCUCCAGAAACCGGUACCCACUGAAGUAUCUGAAGGACAGAGUGGCAAAAGUGUGUGACCGUUGCUACACUGAGCUGAAGAAACGAGGUGGAAAUGUCCCCAUCGCGUGUGGCAGUGCGAGUCCACACACAAACAGAACUAGUCGGCCUCUGUCCGCUGUCUUCCAAAGCUUGCAGACCCCCAGCCUGUGGAAGAGCAGGAAGAGCACUUCACCUCUCGCUCAGGUGUCCGUGGGCGCUGAAGGCUCCACUAUGAGUGGGAGUCUGCAGAGGCGGAAGAAGAGUAAGCGGAAGUGGAAAAGGCUGUGGUUCCUGCUCAAAGACAAGGUGCUCUACACCUUUACAGCCCGAGAGGAUAAGGUGGCGAGUGAGACUCUUCCUCUGCAGGGUUUUACAGUUAAGCUGUCUGAGCAUUCUGAGGGUGAGGACAUGGACAGUGUCUUCCAGCUCUACCAUAAGAAAACGCUCUACUACACAUUCAGAGCGGACGAUCAGCACACCGCACGCAGAUGGGUGAAUGCAAUGGAGGAAGCUACAGUAUUAUAGUAUUCGUUCAAGCAGGUGAUAGUGUGACUCUAGCCGUGGUCUCUUUAAUCUGCCCAGCUGAAAUCCAGAAGGUUCAUCGUAGCAAGAGUGGAUCUGUUUCACUCCGUUGGCCCUGAUUGAAGGAUCUCGUGCCAUUAUACUGUGGAUUCCCCUGGUUAAGUUUUUGACCACAGACCUUUUAAUGGAGUACUCCGUCUGUGUAUGAGACUCUGAGGAGGAAACAUCAAAGUCCCUUGGGCUGUGCUCCAGUUUCUGAUGUCACUGCAUUCCUAAAGGAAUCACAAGCCUUGUUUGGUUAGCUUGAGUUCUGUACAGAAAAAGUGAAACACGCCAAAUGUAAAUAUUACCGUUUAGGAUGGCAUUCACAAGCUGUUGCUGAAGUAUCAGACUGUUGCAGGAAUAAGAUUUUCACAUAAAAUGCACACGCAAAAAGGAUAUCUUGGCAAGUGAAAGCAUCUUAAAUGUAGGUAAUAACAUGUAUAAAACAUUCAGACCAUUUCUAGACGUUGUAUUUGUAUUACAUGAUCAAAGACAGCAAGACAACAUUGCUUUGUUAAAAUGACUUCAACUAAGUAAAACAAAGGCUUUAUAAUAUUUCCACAAGAAUCACAUAAUGAUACACAUUUUACAUACUGUAUACCUUUAAUAUGCUUUCACUUGCUUUAAAGUGCAAAAGGUCACAGUGCACUGAUUUUUCACAAUUUUAUACAUAAUUUAAUCAUUGAAAUGUAAACAAAGUCAUUCAGACUGGUUUGAUUUGAAAUGGCUGAUUAGAGAAGCUUAGAGACUCAGACGUCUUUACAGUGGUAGUGAUAGGAACCAGUAACUACUUCCACUAAACCUACACAUCUUCUUUUUAGUUUUUUAUAUGUGAUGUUAAUAAUGGGAAAAUAGUGGGGGAAAAAAGGAAAUGAUAAGCUUUGUCUGGAGAUUAUUUUUCUUUGCGAUGGCCUAUAUGUCAAUGAAUGGGUACAUUUUAGGCCAAAACCUUAUCUCAAAACUAUUGUAAAACAACGAUUAAGGCAGGCAUGUCAAACUGGGGACCUUCCGGGCCAAACACUGCAGCGAUUACCACUCCAAAUACAGUUCAUGAAGACCUUGAUAUUUAGCUGAUGAGCUGAAUGAGGUUUGUUUAAUGAGGCAGCAUGCUGAAGUCUGCAGUGUUGGCCUGCAAGGACUGGAGCUUGAUAUAUGUAGGCAUCAGGGAACAUUUUCAUAAUAUGAUGAACUUUUAAGAGCCAUUAAACUUUUAAACUUUUAAAGAGCCACUGUGAUGAAUUCUGACUGUUUCUCUAGAUCAGAGCAUUUCAUAUCAAACCACCCUCAAGGACAUUGUAUACAUCUUAGAAAUGAAAUUAUUCUGAAAUUUUGAAUUAGUGAAAUUCCCCUUUAAGGGCCAAGAUAGCUGUAUUACUGUAUCAGCUGAACACUAUCUGAAAGCAGCACUUUCAGGUUGUUAAGGUGGUAGAAAAACACUUUAUUUCUUAUGUGUUAUUUGUAAUACUUAAUAUGUUCAGUUGAGGACAACUUAUUUUGUGUUACUUUUAACACUAAAAAGUGUGCUACCUUAUUUAACACAGGCAGUGUUCAGAUUUUCACACAAACAUGUUCUAGCUACCUAGAUAUGUUGCAUUUGGACAGAACACAAUUCACAUAUCAUAAUUGACAUAUUGUUUCAUUUUAUCAUCAGUUUAUUACAUUACAAAAGCUAAACACCAAGCUUUAUGUUUUAAAGGGCCCAUACUCUACUUUUUUUCCCUUUUUAUGCUUAUGUUCCCUAGCCUGCUUAUAACUUAUGUGGAUUGAUAUACCAAAAAUAGCCAAAUUAAUUUUUACAUGACCUCCCUUUAUCACUUGGAAUUAAACCACUUGUUUUUGUUAUUGUGCCUUUAAGACCAAGACAUGUAAAUGAGCUCUGUUCUGAUUGGCUGCCCUGUAUUGUGCCUCAUUCAAAAAGUAGUCUAGACUGAAACACCUUCAGCAAGAAUGAGCUAAAUUGCCAUAGGCUGAGCAAGCAGGUAAUUUAUAUGUAUAUAUUUAUAUUUAUAUAUAUAUAUAUGUAAAUUAGUUGUUUUUUGUGACAUCACAAAAACAAUGUAUUCAGAACAGGAAUCUAUUUCCAUAUAUGGAUUGUAGGGAGCAGGGAGGGAAUGUUUACAGAGUACAUCAUUUUAUGAAAAUGUUUUAUUUAAAAAAAACAACAACAAUGAAGUUCAGUUUUCAAUGGUAUGGGCCCUUUAAUACAAAAUGUAUUAAAACAAUGUGUUGCCACAUAAUACAUUUUAUUUUUCAAUUACACAUUUUACAUGUUGAAUUUAAACCACAAAAGGCCACUUUAAAUUAAACUGUCUGAUAGAUCAGGUCAAAUAUCAGCUCUCAGAAUUUUGAUAAAUAUAUUGUGUGACACAUAUUUACAUUUUUAACAUAUGUACCUUUGAUACAAGACUGUAUAUUGUAAGUGAAGUUAGCUGUACAUUUCAUCAUGAGAUUUCAGAGUAAUUCUGGGUGUAAUAUAAUUUGAUAUGCAGUGGCAUGUUAAGAGGUUGCUGUAACUGUGCCAUAAUCUUCUACCCAGCAUCAUGAUUUCUAUUUUACUUCACGUUUCUCUUUGUAGGCCAAUCUGAACUGCACUUAUUGAUGCUGACACUGAUGUUGAGUCUUUUCUGUAAUGUUUUUUUUUUGUCAACAGAAGUAUUUACAAGAAUUUUGAGGCUUGAUUUCAGUCCAGAAAUUGAAGUGCGUUCAGUAUAUAAAUUUGCACAGGUCUUUUCACCACAUAGUGUUUGUAUACCCAACAUGGGGGCCAGUUUUACAUAGGCCAAUUUUUUAUUUUCUAAUAGCAUCUGCAUUUAAUUUGUCUUGCCAGUCUGAACGUUUAUGUAGACUAUUUGAAAAUGCGCAUUACCUUUUCUUUACAAAGUCUGUUUAUGCCAUGCAAUUAGUAUUUCAGCUUACAAUUUUAACAUAAUUCAAAUUUAUUUUACCCUUCCCUCUUAUAUCAGUUACACCUUGUGGUCAAAGAUUGGCCUAGUUGUAAAAGACUAGACUAUGCAUGGUUUAAAUAGAGGAUGUAAACACAUGCUAUAAUUUAGGCAAGCCUAGGUUUCAAAUGUGCCCUUUGUACAGAAAGGUGCACACUUUGAUUUCUUCACAAUGGUGGUGACAGGAAUGAGAGGUCACAAUGUCUACGAUGCAAAUAUAUUUUUUAUUUACUAUCCAAAGCCAACAGUGAGCCACAUAUCUUCUGAGUUUUCCAUGUAAUUUUAAUAAUGGUAAAACAGUAGUGAAGUAUUUAGGUACUAUUUUGCCUUACAAUGCCCUGCAUGUACUUCUCUGCGAUGAAUGGCUUUAAAAAAACAUAACCAUAUUGUGUAACUUUAGAUAAGAUAGACUAAAGUCCUCUGAUGUUUGGUUCCUAUCACCACCACUGUGACCUGCGCAAUUCACGUCAUACCUCUCUGAAUGACUUUGUUUACAUCUUAGUGGUUAAAUUAUGCAGAAAUUUUGUAAAAUCAGUGGUAUUCCCCUUGAACUUCUGAAUGUAACUACAUGGACUGCAACAUUGUUACUUAUAGGCACUGCAUUGCAACCAACUAUAGCAAUCUGAAAAAGUCAAAUACAUGGAAAACUUAAACCACAAGGUUAUAUUUAUAAGAAAAUGCUUCUAGUCUUUAUACAGGUCAGUGUUUCACAGUCCUGAAGCCAGCACUGCAUACGUUUUCUCAGUUGAACCUUCAUUAAAAUACUUAAUUACUUUACUGCUUUAUAACUGUAUUUAUUUUUAAAUAUCUACUUUACAAAAGCGUUUCAAUUUGGAGAUUUUCACAAGGUAAAACUUCAAACUGACACAAACCACGCACUUUCGUUUGACGCAAACCAACCUAUUGUUUGAUUUGUUUCAAUUGUCACACCGUUAUAGAAGCUAGCUGUAGCCUUUGAGCCACUAAUAAUAGAGCAUAAAAUAAUAAAAUGACAUAAAACCUAUAAUUUACUUUUUAUAUAUACUACAUAUGUGUAGAAAUAUAAACAGAACUUCUACUUGUACUUGAAUAUUGUAUUGAGCUAGCAACAACUUAGCAACCACCUGGGAUAGCAUAGCAACCUAAGAACAGCUACCAAGAAACCACACCAUAACAACUACCUGGAACUACAAUAUAAGUCUAAAUAAGUUAUAAAGAAAUGAACUGUGUUCUGCAGCUGCCAUAACCUCUGAAGCAUUAUUAGCUGGCUUUGUUAAGGAAGCUUAAACUUCCCCUUUCUAGUUUUAUUUUCAUUACCACUGUUAGGACUUUUUUUACAUUUCUGCUGAGCUCUAAACUGUGCAGUGCUGACGUUCUUCUGGACUGGAGCUGAUAGAAACCUAUUCUAACUUGCAUGCCCUCAUCAAAAACAGGAGCUCAUUAUGACAUGAUAGUGAAUGUAUUAAGGUGAACUCUGCUGUACAUAUUCAUAAACACUGGGAACAAAAAGGGAACACUGUAAACUGCCUGUCAGUGGCUGUGGUAGAGUCUACGUCAACUGAGCCUUUUUCACUGUAGACUUUAAAGAAUGGGAUGCUCUUUAAAAAGGCUGUUCUGGAAACUUCUCUUUUUGCCGUUGUUAAUUUUCUCUUCCGUCUCUGAAUGUGCAGUUCAGGUUUCAUUGUUCAUUGUACACAAUGCAAAAAAAAAAGUGCCAAUACUGAACAUGUUCUGCCUUUUUUAAUUGACCUACUGAAGCACAGUCUCUAAUCCUUCUACCUGUAAGGUUAGAGUCCUAUAUUGUUAUUGCAUUGUCAUAUAUAUAUCGCCUAUAUGACAGGAAUCUUGAACAAUGUAAAUGUAAAUGUACAUAAUUCAAAAACAUACACGACCUUUUGUUUUGUUUGCACUGAUAUAGAGAGAAAAAAAGUUAUGCCAGUUUAAUCUUUUUUUUUUUAUAAUGUUCGUUUUUCAAAUCUGGUUCAACAAUGACAUCUUUUUGUACGUUACAUAUUAAGGUGAACCAGCUAUGUGGAAUUAUACGUAGGAUAUUAUUGUUCAAAUAAAUAAAGGGAAGAUAAAAGA
Molecule: messenger RNA, 10003 nt
Organism: Pygocentrus nattereri (red-bellied piranha)
Lineage: Eukaryota; Metazoa; Chordata; Actinopteri; Characiformes; Serrasalmidae
Gene: fgd5a
Product: FYVE, RhoGEF and PH domain containing 5a
Exons: 21
Coding region: 267-4958 (1563 amino acids)
Cellular component (GO): cytoplasm
Molecular function (GO): metal ion binding; guanyl-nucleotide exchange factor activity
Source: RefSeq, a predicted model, not a curated record